This is a messenger RNA of Arthroderma uncinatum, 2598 nucleotides long. Its product is annotated as chitinase. Lineage: Eukaryota; Fungi; Ascomycota; Eurotiomycetes; Onygenales; Arthrodermataceae. Gene Ontology annotation, molecular function: chitin binding; hydrolase activity, hydrolyzing O-glycosyl compounds. The record is from RefSeq and is a predicted model, not a curated record. The transcript has 8 exons. The coding region runs from base 1 to 2598 and encodes 865 amino acids. Gene Ontology annotation, biological process: carbohydrate metabolic process.
AUGCAGCGCAUUUUUUCUAUCAAGCUCAUUCAACCUGAUAUAAAGAUUUGGAUUGCUGUGGGUGGAUGGGCGUUUAACGAUCCUGGACCCACGGCAUCAAUCUUCAGCGACCUCGCUGCGAGCGAGAGUAAGCAAGAAGUAUUUUUUGACUCCGUAGUCAAAUUCAUGAACACUUUCGGAUUUGACGGUAUUGAUAUUGACUGGGAGUAUCCUGUUGACCAAGAUCGCGGCGGCCGUCCUGAUGAUUUCAAAAACUUUGUCUCUUUUAUAAAGAACUUGAAAAAGAGAAUGAGCGCCGAUGGACAAACGAGAGGAGUCUCCUUAACUUUACCAUCGAGUUACUGGUAUCUUAAGCAUUUCGAUAUUGUCAGCCUAGAGAAACAUGUAGACUGGUUCAAUCUCAUGUCUUACGAUAUCCAUGGCCCCUGGGAUAUCGGUAAAAAAUGGACGGGAUCUUUUCUUAACUCUCACACCAAUAUGACUGAGAUACAAGAUGCCUUGGAUCUCUUAUGGCGAAACUAUAUCCACCCCGAUAAGGUGGUCUUAGGGGUGGCUUUCUAUUCUCGCAGCUUCACCAUGGAAAGUCCAGGCUGCACUGAGCCAAAGUGUGGUGCUUUAUCUGAUGGAAUCGCUGGAAAAUGCUCCCGCACUACCGGAGUUUUGCUCAAUCCAGAAAUCCAAGACAUUAUCAAAGCGAAAGGUCUUACACCAAAACUCCAUCGCAAAGAAGCCGUCAAAUCUGUUAGCUGGGAUAAUCAGUGGGUAUCAUUCGAUGAUGAGGUAACUUGGAGGAUGAAACUAAACACGGCAAGAGCUCAAUGCAUCAGCAAUGUUAUGGUUUGGGCUAUUAGCCAGGACGACGAUAAGGACACACAUGCCAAUGCACUUAUUAAGGCCUCAGGACGUGAAAUAAGGGCCUGGCCGGAUUUCAGCGCUCAACUCUCUACAGAAUCGCCCUCCAAAGCUACCGUGGUGAGGCUUUGCAGUCCGUAUUCUGCUGUCCCGGAGAUUUGGACAUCCCCAAGUGUCGUUGGCGGGGACAUAGAAACUCAGGAGCUUGCCAGCCUGGUUGUGAAAAGGGAGAAGUGGAAGUCGGCACCUUGGCUGAGGGCUGCUCAACGAAACACCAAAGUGCAUGUUGCGUCGAAGGCACUGCCGUUGCGCCCUUUAAUGAUUGCAAAUGGCAUGGCUCGGCCCCAAUUUGCGCGAGAUCAGGGCAACAUGCUGAUUGUAGCAAAGAAUUUCCCCAUUUCAUUGUCGCUGCAAGUGCUGGCGCUGGCGGGGAGCAGACUUGCAGCCAGGAAGGCCACUGACCACACUGGGAGCUCGACCAUCUGCGAACCAUCUUGCCCUGAGGGCCAUAUUCGACUAGCCAUACAUGUGGGCGAUUGUAAGAUUGGGAAGCAGGCAUACUGCUGCAAAGGCAAACCUCCUCCAAGAUUGGAGCAUCGAGGCAUUAGUGAUAUUAUUUUUGCCGAAGGCGAAAUCAAGGAAUUUCGGUCAUUGUUAAAGGAUUAUGUGAAAAAUCCUACCUGUCCGGCCAAGAUGCACCCUCAAUUGCAUGAUCUCCCAAAGAUGCUCCCGUUCAGACUCAUUUGGACUAGCGAGUUUGUUAUCCACUUCGACGACGUGCUUGAGACUUUGAGCUUGAUCCUGCUUUUACGGAGUCGAUAUCUUGACAGCCGUAGCUUGGCCAAACGUGUCCUAUAUGAUCCCCAAAAUACGGCUGCUGGAAUAAAGCGAGAUAGGCGCAUAGCAGAGAUAAUAUGUGAAAGGACGACCCGUGGCACAAGUUCAAGUAAAAAAGCCGAACCGGCUCUUGAGGCCCGCAGCAUAACAUUAUGGGGUCGCAUUCCUGGUGUCCCUUACAUUACUGAUGUCCUAAGGGCGAUCAACGAUGGGGUCUUGCCACUGCAUUAUGCCCGGUGGGUAUGGUCCCAUGGUACAAGCUCGAAUUCUCCUCCAGGCCCGUUUCUUGAACUCGCGUAUUGGAUUGGCAGGACUCCCGGAGUACCUGAUCCAAAUACAGAGCUGAAUAUAUAUCGAGACACGGAAGCAGCGGUUGGUGAUAGAUGGGUUGUUUUCCACCUGCAUAUAGACCCAGUAUCCGAAGUAUUACGGAAUGUAGGUGGCCGUACUUAUAUUGGUACCCCCCAUAUCACUGUGUUUCAUGCCCAACAUUACCGUGGGAAUGGCCCAGGCUGGCGAGUGGACGGUCGGCGGAUGGGAUACGAGAAUACUAGAGAUGGAUUUAAUUGCCCACAAGAGGGAGUCGACAGUGCAGUGUGGUAUAUUGGAGUGACCCAUGACACCACAGGCCUUACGGGGGCCGAUGAAGACUUUUACAGAGAACUGUAUAUCUGGGGCAUCGGCCUUUUUUACGAUGGUUAUGCCGGCAGUUUAGGCGUAUCUGCCAUUAUGCAGGGUGGAAACACAUUGGCCAACGGAGACAUCGACCCGGACAACUAUGGCUCUAUUAUCCCAGAAGAUGGGAGGUCCGCAGUUUUCGAUAACCACAAUCCUUACGAUAUUAACUUCCUUAUACAGGAUGAUGAGUUCGUCGUGGAAUACCCACCACCAUCGCACGAUGAACUAUGA